AUGAGAAUAGAGGCCAUUGUCCACUCACGAGCAGCGUCUCCAACACUUGCCGCGGUGCAAGCAAACAUCGCCCCAACGCCCAAUGAGAAUAGGGGCCAUUGUCCACUCACGAGCAGCGUCUCGCGGAGGUGCGGCGAGUGCACCAGCGUCUCCAACACUUGCCGCGCGUCUCCAACACUUGCCGCGGUGCAAGCAAACAUCGCCACAACGCCCAAUGAGAAUAGGGGCCAUUUGUCCACUCACGAGCAGAGUCUCCAACACUUGCCGCGGUGCAAGCAAACAUCGCCCCAAUGCCCAAUAAGAAUAGAGGCCAUUGUCCACUCACGAGCAGCGUCUCCAACACUUGCCGCGGUGCAAGCAAACAUCGCCCCAACGCCCAAUGAGAAUAGGGGCCAUUGUCCACUCACGAGCAGCGUCUCGCGGAGGUGCGGCGAGUGCACCAGCGUCUCCAACACUUGCCGCGGUGCAAGCAAACAUCGCCCCAACGCCCAA
Messenger RNA from Iphiclides podalirius (scarce swallowtail), 492 nucleotides. The record is from the annotation of a GenBank genome assembly. NCBI's taxonomy places the organism in Eukaryota, Metazoa, Arthropoda, Insecta, Lepidoptera, Papilionidae.